AAUUCUUCAAUUCCGAUAAAGCCGGUUGGCGUCGUCAUUCAGAUUUGAAAAUGUCGGAUCUGAAUUCUCAGAUAAUAGUUCAGGGAGAUAAAAUCCGCGAUUUGAAGACAGCUAAAGCAUCGAAGGAUGCUAUUACUGCAGAAGUCAAAAUUCUUCUAGAAUUGAAAGCUAAAUACAAGAGUGAGACUGGCCAGGACUGGAAACCAGAUUCAACUGCUCCUGCCCCUGCUGCAGCUGGCGGAAAUACAAAGGAAUCAGAGCUGAGUAGUAAAAUCCAAGCUCAAGGGGAGAGCGUAAGAAAGCUGAAAGCCGAGAAAGCUGCCAAAGAUCAGAUUGAUGGAGCUGUAAAAACCCUGUUGGCUUUAAAGGCCGAGUUCAAGGCAGCUACUGGCAAGGAUUGGAAACCUGAAGCUGCUCCCGUCAAAGCUUCUGCUCCUGCUAAAACUGCUGCUCCAGCAAAAGCAUCAGUAGCAGCUGCCCCAGCGGCUCCUAGUCUGACCGGUAAAGCUGCGGAAAUUGAUGUGAAGAUUAAGGCUCAAGGAGAGAAAGUGAGAGAGCUGAAAGCUGCCAAAGCUGCUAAACCUGAUGUAGAAGCAGCAGUCAACGCUCUUCUUGAACUUAAAGCAGCUUUUAAAGCUGAGACAGGUUCAGACUGGAAACCAUCUACAUCUUCAGCUCCUGAGGUCAAGAAGGAGAAGGGGAAGGAGAAUAAGGCCCCGGUGAAGGAGAAGGAGGAUGGGGAGAAGUCAGAUACACAGAAGAAGAGGGAAGCUAAGAAGGCAGAGAAAGCUGCAAAGAAGGCCACCCAUAAGGUAGAUGAGGGUAAGGAUGGAGCCCAGCAGGAUGAGAAUGAAGGACCUGAUGUAUCUGAAGGGAACUACGGUGUCCAGGAGAUGAACCAAAGUAAGAACAAGGGUUCUGUCACCAUCACCGCUGUCAAGGACUUGAAACCUAAGAUGGCUGGAAAUGUUGUUUAUAUCAGAGGAAGACUUCACACCUCCAGGGCUAAAGGAAAGCAGUGUUUCUUCGUAAUUCGUGAACAGCAGGACACUGUCCAGUGCCUCGGGUUCGUCAACGAGAGGAUCAGUAAACAGAUGGUCAAGUUCAUCUCCCAUAUCAGCAAGGAGAGCAUCGUGGACGUCCAGGCGGAGGUGGUCAAGGCAGCAGAGAAGAUAGAGAGCUGUACACAACAGAAUAUAGAACUGCAUGUACACCAGGUCUGGGUUGUAUCUGCCUCUGACCCCCAGCUACCACUACAGAUAGAGGACGCUGCCCGGAGAAUAUCGGACGAAGACGAAGGAACCUUUGCUCGGGUCAACCCGGAUACUAGACUUGAUAACCGUGUUCUGGAUUUAAGAACCCCGGCCAAUCAGGCAAUAUUUAGACUUGAAGCAGGAGUUUGCCAUCUUUUUAGAGAGUCCUUGGCUGGCAAAGGAUUUGUGGAGAUCCAUACUCCGAAAAUAAUUAGUGCAGCAAGUGAGGGUGGAGCCAAUGUUUUCAAGGUGUCCUACUUCAAAGGAUCCGCCUACCUGGCCCAGUCUCCCCAGCUCUACAAGCAGAUGGCCAUUGCAGCAGAUUUUGACAGAGUCUACACUGUCGGAGGUGUAUUCAGAGCAGAGGAUUCUAACACCCAUAGACAUCUAACUGAAUUCGUUGGACUUGAUUUAGAAAUGGCGUUCAAGUUUCAUUACCACGAGGUUCUUGACGUUAUAGGAGAUAUGUUUACGGAGAUGUUCAAGGGACUGCGGGACAGAUACCAGAAUGAGAUUCAAACCGUGUGUGUCCAAUACCCUCAUGAACCCUUCAAGUUCCUUGAUCCACCUCUUCGACUGGAAUUCCCAGAAGCUGUUCAGAUGUUGAGGGAAGCUGGAGUAGAAAUGGGAGAUGAAGACGACCUCUCAACCCCUGCAGAGAAACUACUCGGCCGUCUUGUCAAGGCUAAAUACGACACUGAUUUCUUUAUCCUUGAUAAGUUUCCUCUGGCUGUUCGUCCUUUCUACACUAUGCCAGAUCCAGCUAAUAACAUGUAUUCAAACUCUUACGACAUGUUUAUGCGGGGUGAAGAAAUCUUAUCAGGGGCGCAAAGGAUUCAUAACGCGCAGUACUUGACUGAGCGCGCCAAGCACCAUGGAAUAGAAUUGCACACUAUUUCUUCUUACAUUGAUUCCUUCCGAUACGGUUGUCCUCCUCACGCUGGUGGUGGAAUAGGUAUGGAGAGAGUAACUAUGUUGUAUCUUGGUCUGGAUAAUAUCAGGAAAACAAGUAUGUUCCCUAGGGAUCCUAAGAGGAUCACUCCGUAGACGUGAGAUCACUCCAUCUUCUUUUUGGAUCCCUAAUCCUUUCCUUUUAAAGAGCUGGCAAGGGAAGCCUUAUCUGUGAUUUUCCAAUUACAGUCUGAAGAAAUUUUUUUCAGA
Eurytemora carolleeae is the source of this 2414-nucleotide messenger RNA. RefSeq names its product aspartate--tRNA ligase, cytoplasmic (gene AspRS). Bases 51 to 2300 code for a protein of 749 amino acids. The record is from RefSeq and is a predicted model, not a curated record. Gene Ontology annotation, biological process: aspartyl-tRNA aminoacylation. Gene Ontology annotation, cellular component: cytoplasm; aminoacyl-tRNA synthetase multienzyme complex; cytosol. The transcript has 22 exons. NCBI's taxonomy places the organism in Eukaryota, Metazoa, Arthropoda, Copepoda, Calanoida, Temoridae. Gene Ontology annotation, molecular function: aspartate-tRNA ligase activity; ATP binding; RNA binding.